Paramecium primaurelia is the source of this 1735-nucleotide messenger RNA. The record is from the annotation of a GenBank genome assembly. Lineage: Eukaryota; Ciliophora; Oligohymenophorea; Peniculida; Parameciidae.
AUGUUUCAUAUUUUCAUCCAUAAUAGCUGUAUUUUAAUGACUAUUUCCUCAAAAAUCCUUUUUGACUUUAAUUUUUUAUAGUUGUUUAGGAAGAAGAAUAUUAAAUUGUAUUGGAGCAAAAAAUAGAUCUGGCAAAAAAAACACAUCAAAAAUUGCAAAUAAACUAUCAUAUUUAGCAUUUCUAAAAAUUGUAUUUUAACAUGGAUUUCUUACAGCAUUAUUUCUUAGUGUAAAUUUCUAUAUAAUGAUGUUUUAAAAAAAAUUAAAGAUGUAAUAUAUACUCAGAUUUAUAGUAGGACAUACUAAAAAUAUUCUUGGUUUAUUCUGCUUAUAAUAUUUAUCCAGAAUAUUUUUUGUAUUUAAUAUUAACUGUCAAAGGACAUUAUUGUGUCUAAUUUUAAGGGUUUAUUUGUUUUAUCAAACAAUAGUUGUGUUUCAAGGUUUUAAGGUACUUUUUAUAAUGGGUUUAUUUUGCUAUUUCUUUGAUAAAAAUUAUUAUAUAUUUAUUUCAAUUAAUGAAAAGAAAAUAUCAUAAAAAACUUGAGUAGAUCGAUAAUGAAAUAGAUUUAUAAAAAAGAACCAUUAUUAAAGUUGAUAUCUUAAAAGAUUUUCAAACAAGAUCUAAGAAUAAUCCUGUCAAUUAAAAUUAAAAUAACAAAUUUAUAAAAGGAGAGGAGGUUUAAAAAAAAAAAAUUAUAAUAAAGGAAGCAAAAAUGAAACCCAAUUGUAGUUAAGUAAAUCUACAUCUAAAUGUAAAAAUAACAAUUUAUUAUUUAAAUAGGUUUUUAGCAAUAAUCAAAAUAAUCAAGGUUUUUAUUCAGAAAGAAAUCAUUAACAUCAAGCCAGAAUUAUAAGAGAAAAUUAAAAUAACAAUAUAAAAAAAUCUACAUCAAAUAUUCUAUUGAAUAGUUAGAACAAACAAGGAUCCAAAUAAAUGGUCAAUAGAUUAAAUCCUUUAAACCAUUAAAAUCCUUAAACCUCAUCUUUGGAUUCAUUAAUUAUUUUUAAUUAAAAUUUGAGAUAGCUUGAUAGCCAUCAACUCGAAUAAAACACUCCUGAUAUUAACUUGAAUUCUAAUAUUUAAACAUAAGAAGUCAUAGACAUACCUUAUGAAAAACGAUCGAUAUAUAAAGUUAAUUGGCUAAAUAGGUUCUAGAAAAUAAGUUAAAACAUAAGUCUUUAUGAAUUACAAAAAGAAUAAAGAAAUUUCAUUUCUCAACAAAGUAAGUUGUAGUAUCUCAAAUUAGUAGAUAGCCUUAUAGUUCAACCCGUAAAAACUGAAAUUGAGACGAUUCAUAGUAUCCAAAAAAAACUGAGGUUCAAGCAAUUUGAACCGAUUUAUGAAGUUGCACUUCCUAAUGAGAAUUAAGAUGAAAUGUUUUAAACUAUAUCAUCAACCUAAUAUUAAAGGUGCAAUAAUUGUAUGAGACUAUCAAAAUAUAGUUUAUUUUAAUUGUGUUGCUCUCAUUAUUAUCAUAUAGAAUGUUUGGAAUAAAUUAUUACAAAGAAUAUAACAUCGGGUAAUACUAAAUUUUUUUGUCUAUGUAACAAAAAAAUUGCUUAGAAAAUAAUUCUAAAUUUACUUAAAGAUAAUAAAUAAAUGAUAAAUACUCUAUUUAAUAAUUAAUUAUAGUAUUUGAUAAAAGAAUUUUAAAAGGAUAAAAGAAAUGCUCAUAUUUAAUUUGAUAAAUAUCCUUAGAUUUAAGUAUAAUAAGGUAUUAUAGUAUGGGAAUGA